Messenger RNA from Amyelois transitella, 1745 nucleotides. RefSeq lists its product as uncharacterized. The coding region runs from base 154 to 909 and encodes 251 amino acids. NCBI's taxonomy places the organism in Eukaryota, Metazoa, Arthropoda, Insecta, Lepidoptera, Pyralidae. The record is from RefSeq and is a predicted model, not a curated record. The transcript has 6 exons.
UUGUAAUUAUAUCGACUUUUUCGCCAAGAGUUGCUUGAUGUGGUAGAAUUUCCGUACGAAUGGAAGUCGAAAUUACAACAAAUUCGCUUUCGAGUUAAAAUCUUUCAUUAGUUUAUUGUCACGAUAUAAUGUAAAUGAUUUUUUUAAUAUUAUAUGAAGAUAAAUAUCUUGUUUGAAAUUACGGAAAUCAUGACUGACCGAUCUAUAGCGUCUCGUCCAAGUUUGGAGCAAGUAGUUGCCAUUGUGGAUUUUAUGGAGAAGCACCAGGCUCUUGCUCUGGGGCAGUUGAGGGGGCUCGAGGGUCGCGAUGAGAGCAAGAAACUGUGGUUCCAGUUAACCAGGAUAGUUAAUAAUAUUUCUGGACCUACUAGGCCUAUGAAAUCAUGGAUUAAGUUUUGGGCAGAUAAGAAGUCUACCGUCCGAGCUAAAGUCCAGUCCAGUGGCGGGGAUCCCAAUUGUUUGUCUUCCAACAUUGAGAAGAAGAUAUUUGACCUUUUCCUUGCCAGUGAUAUUUCAAAAACCCGCAACUCUUCAGUAAAGCAAGAAUCUCACUAUGUCGAAGAAACCUACUUCGAAGAGGAAAUGGACCAGAACCAUGUUGAUACGGAACCCACAUUGGGGUUUGAAGAAUCGGCAGCAGAUCCCGAAGAGAGGCAGAUGGCUAUCAUGGAGAAAUUGGUGAAAGUGAUGAGCGAGCAAGCUUCAGCGCUUUCUCAGCUUGCGCACGCGUCGCUCGCCAACUCUCAGGCCAUGGACAGACUAGCAGAGGCCUCGCAAAUACAGGCGCGAGCCGUAGAACGUCUCGCGAACACAUUCGAAGCAGUAAGUACGGACACUCACGCGGCUAGGAAUGCACUUUUAGAUAUUGAUGCCACUAUGAAGAGAUUCUACACAACUUCACCCACUUAGCAUACGUAUAUUUAAAUAUAAUUAUGGACUUUUUAAAGCUGGAUGACUAGGUCUUAGUACCUAUAAACAUAUUGACAGAUGGACUUUUUGGCGGGAUCAGACACAUCAUGUUGUUUGUGAUGUAAUUCAAAGUGUCACCAGUUAUAAAAAAUAUCUAUGAAAAUAUGUAAGUUGUUCAAAGAUACUGUAUUUAAGAGCAUUCAAUUAUGUUAUGCGUCUUUAAUAUUUACUUUUUGUAUGCAAAAAAUUGUUAUUUUCUUAGCAAAAUGUAUACAUGUUAACUUCUCCAUGGUUGAAGUCCGUUUUGACAGCUGUCAAACACGUUUUUUUUUGUAGUAGGUCUGUCUCUUUCGCAUUUGCUUUAAGUUUAUCGUUCUGUUCCGUUCAGUAUAGCCAACCCCUUAGUUUUAACUGUUGAUAUAGAAUUUUCUUAAUUGAACAGCGACAAAAUAAUCUAAUUCUGUGGAGGAUUUACAGUUUUUUGAAUUCUGAUCUCAAUUUAUUCAAUAUUGGGGUUGGCAACACAGGUUUUGUUGUUAAAUAUUAUUUAAAAGUUCAAGUUAACUAAUAUUAACUAUUUUUCCCAUUUUUAUGGCAGAAAUAAUAAGACUAUCUAGUUAAUUAAGUUAAAUAUUACAAUAAGGUAUUCACAGGUUUUGUUGUUAAAUAUUAUUUAAAAGUUCAAGUUAACUAAUAUUAACUAUUUUUCCCAUUUUUAUGGCAGAAAUAAUAAGACUAUCUAGUUAAUUAAGUUAAAUAUUACAAUAAGGUAUUUGCCACAUUGAAAAUAUUAUAUGUUUUGAUAGUAUGAAUAAAUGUAUUAUACCUAUGAUCCA